This is a messenger RNA of Neolamprologus brichardi, 4195 nucleotides long. RefSeq names its product MAX network transcriptional repressor b (gene mntb). Gene Ontology annotation, molecular function: RNA polymerase II cis-regulatory region sequence-specific DNA binding; DNA-binding transcription factor activity, RNA polymerase II-specific; protein dimerization activity. Gene Ontology annotation, biological process: regulation of transcription by RNA polymerase II. Lineage: Eukaryota; Metazoa; Chordata; Actinopteri; Cichliformes; Cichlidae. The record is from RefSeq and is a predicted model, not a curated record.
UCGCCUUGUUGUGUGUAUUCCCGUGCUCGCAUCGCCAUCUUGUUGCCAUCCUAUUUUUUACGUAUGCGAGGAUCUACUUUCCGUUCGGCCGGAUUAAAAAUCGCCCGUGUGCUUUCAGGAGAAACCCAAGGGACGAAAGGUUUGGGAGGGCUGGUGUGAACCGUGCAUACGACGCUUACUACUGGGACGCUACUUACCUCCCUCCCCCCUCCCUCGGUCUUUUUCCUCCUUCCGUCCCGGGCUACCGGGUCUCCUGCCGUGAGGUUUUACGCGCAAUGAGCAUCGAUACGCUUCUGGAGGCGGCCAGGUAUCUGGAAUGGCAAGCCCAGCAGCAACAACAGACCACACGUGAAGAAGAGCAACUUGAAGACAACGAGCUCAUCAGAAGGGAGGCGGAGUCAAAGCAUGUGGAACUUGUGGCUUCACCAUCUCAGCCAGUAGGAGCCAACCAUGUCACCUGGGGUGAUGAAACUCACCGUCAACAGCCGCAUCACCUUCCUGUCCUACCGCCCCCGUCUCUACCUACUCGUCAACUCCCCAUUGCCGUCAUCCCAAUGGUACCGGUUGUCACCGCGACGCCUUCAGUCCCGCCCCUUCCGCUCAAAACGCCAAUUGCUGCUGCAGCAGCGACGCUCAACAGCUCCCCGCCAGUCAAGAACUCUUCCUCCCCUCCACCUCAGCCGGCGACUCGUCAACUGUUGUGCUCCCCUCAGAUCAAAGUGGAACCCAGUGAGCAGCUGAUAGAUGUAAAGCCUGGAGCAUCACAGCUUCAGGUUCAGAUCAAGUACCCGGCCCCCAUCAGCACUAAUGGCUCCCAACACGCACUGGUUCCUCAUCAGGCCCCACCCAUACCUCAGCCACAACCUAACGGGGUGACCAUGGAGGAAAUGAAGGGAAUGGAAGGGAAGAGGAGACCAGGAGGGGCGGGGACCAGAGAGGUGCACAAUAAACUGGAGAAGAACAGGCGAGCGCACCUGAAGGAGUGUUUUGAGACACUGAAGAAAAAUGUUCCGAACAUUGAUGAGAAGAAAACGUCCAACCUCAGUGUUCUCCGCAGCGCUUUGCGUUACAUACAGACUCUGAAGCGCAAGGAGAAGGAGUACGAGCACGAGAUGGAGCGUCUGGCUCGAGAGAAGAUCGCAACGCAGCAGCGGCUGGCCGAGCUGAAGAACGAGCUCAGCCAGAACAUGGACGCCAUAGAAAUCGACAGAGUCCUCAGACAGACCAUCCAGCCAGAGGACGACCAGGCCUCCACGUCCACGGCCUCAGAAGGAGAAGAUAAUUAUGAGCAGGAUAUGGACGAGGACGUUCCCGCCCCUCCUGCUCCCACGCCCCUCCCCAAACCGGCUCCUCCCAUUUUACAAGCUCAGCCGCUCAUCACCCCUCACCUGGCGAUCCAGCACACCACACUGCCUAUUCUCACCAGCGCCUCCCCCGUGGGUCCCCCUCCACCUCAAGCCAUUGCCCCUGCUCCAGCCCCGGGUCAACCCCCACCGCCACCUCCUCUUUCUAUCCAGCCCCCAGCCAUGCAGGUCCAGCCCACCGUCAUCGCUCACGCCACUGUGUCCCAUGCUUCAGUCAUCCAGGCUGUCAAUAAUGCCCUUCCCGCCAAUCACAAACACCUAACGCAUAUCGCCCCAUCACCUGGCCCCAACUCUUCCACCCCUCAGCCGAUCACAGCGGCUCCGGCUGCCCCUGCCACCGCCACUCACCAGCCAAUAACUGCCCAGCCCAUCGGACACAUCACCGUCCAUCCGGUGGCCCACCUGGGCUCUCCUUUGGCAUCCCACCUCCCAACUCUCUACCCCCAGGGCAUGUCUGUGUCCCAGCCCACGAUGGUGGGCCACAUCGCCCACACCUUCGCCCACCACACCCUUCCUCACGUCCAGGCCAAUCCUCAAACUAACACUAACGGCGCCCAAGUGAACAGCGCGACUGUGGUGAGCCAGGGAAGCCCGUCGCUAGGGAAACCCACAGCAGUGCUGGCCCCUCACCCACAGCUGGUUGGACAGGCUACUGUCCUGAACCCUGUCACCAUGGUUACAGUCCCAACCUUUCCCGUCAGCACGCUCAAACUGGCCUGAAACAGACAAUAACAGACAGGACGGAGCGAUGGAUGUGAGACAGGAGAACGAGUUUUCAUCUCCUGUCAGUCGCAGAGUCUCUGACAGACACGUGAACAUUUGAGCAUCAACUGUUUCUGGACUUUGUGUGAUGAAUAUCUUCUGAGAUAUUUCAGUCACAGCUCUGUUAGUUUGUGAACAAUUACAUUAAAGCUGAGUCAGCAGGUCGGGCCAUUGUUUGUGAAAAUGCGACUGUGACGUUUGUCUCCCCCGCAAACACAGGAACUCUGUUUUACCUUUUUAUCUUCCUUCCUUUUCUCUUUAUUUUACUGCCAGAGGCACUAACACAAUAAGCUCAGUUUGCACUCAGGCAUCAAGGAUUUACCUUAACUGGUCAUUCAGUCAUUUAGGGGAAAUGAUUACAGCGAGACAGAGAGAGGACUUUGAGCUCGUGUGGGACGUGUAACGUCACUCCUGUGUUUAAAGGGUGGAGCUGGAGUUGGAUUCAGUGGUCUCAUCCAGAUAAAUCACACGCAGGGCCGUUUAUCAGUUAAUUACAUCACAUAACAUUACAUAGUUAAUUAGGGCUAAAACAUUGUCACUUACUGAUGCAGUAAUUUAGUUUCUUCUACCAGGAACACGACAGGAAAGUUUUUUGUUCUUCCCCUUUCGCUUUUGCCAUGAUCUAAGUUCGACACGUGGCAGACGAAGUCAUUCUUUAAACAUCUUGCAAAUAGUUUAAGGAAAAGAAUUUGAGGAUGGUAGUGCAAUAAAAAAAACCUGACACGCUGCAGUUCAGAAUACAAAAAAAGGAGACGGCACAUCUUUUUAAAGGCAAAUUCUGCAGUGGAGUUAAUUUUUUUCAUUUUCUUUUUAUCCACUACCUCAGAAGGCUUUUAUUUUGGAGGGCGACUCCAAAACAGCGGAUUUGCUCCAGAGAAUUGGGGCAGUGUUUGCUCGGUUUGGUGAGCGUACAGUAGUGUCUGUUAUUGAUGGCCCUGUGGAGAAGUUGUGUCACGUUAACCACAAAUAAAAGUAGGGCAGUAAGUUUGAAGCGAGCAGGAGCUGAGUCAGAAAAGCAGCUGAGGAUAGAAGCUGGCAACUGGGAUUUUCCAGCUAUUUGUUGAAAAAAAUAGUUAAAAGUAGGAAGAGCGUGCAGUGCAGUCAGCUUUGAUCUGGUUACCUACACCCACAGUGAAAAGCUUGCCUUCGGCUGGGUUUUUUUUAAAAGAAAGAUGUUAAAGGCUGUCGGCUAUCUUUCACUGCCAGAUUCAAAACCUGAGAAGUUGCCCAGUUACCCACAGGUCAUUUGAGUGCAUCAACUCCCGUCAAGUCUGCACACACUGGUGGUUAUUGAGGCUUAAAGCGGCUUAACGAGCCCUCAGGAAACCUCCUAGGACUGCUCCGAAGCUCGUGUUUGUGCGUUUUAAUAGGAUUGCUUAUUAGCUAAGACAUUUUGAAACCAACCAAAGGCCUGAACGAGACUGUACGCAGAAAAUUGUCUGCAUACCUGCUCUCAAACAGUCAGGCAGGUUUCCUUUUGUCCCUUUGAUGAGUGAUGUUUCCUCAGCACACUGUGGGGAAAACAGGUUUCCAGCCUCUUUAGUGUAACGCAACAGCUCCCUCUGCUGUCGUUACCCAGGCACACACAGCACAUACGUUUCCGAUGAGGCUUUUAAAAAUUGUGAAAAUGCUUUUUUUUCUUCUUUUUUUUUUUUUUAACUUAAAACGAAACAAAAUUAUAUGACCGUACGGAAGCUUGUUUAUGCCACUAAAAUAAAAACAAAAAACACAAUGUUGCCGUUCAGACUUCUGAGAACAUAACUUUAAAUGGUUAGUAUUUCAAAAUUUCAGCUUUCUCAGAAGUUUCGCUCAGCAAGAUGACAUUUUGAAGAAAUAAAAAAAAUUACAUUCUUCUAGUGGCAGAAACAACCUUCCAUAGAUUGAACUUUAUCACUUUAUCUACUUGUUUUGGAGGGCGAUGCAAGGCCAAAAAUACAGCUUUUCAUUCCAAGAGAAAUUUGGAAGAGAUGUCCGACAAACACUGAACACCAAAUCUUCAGCCCCAGUCCAGAAAAUUUGUUUAAAAAAAAAAAAAAUCAAAUGUAUUUAAAUUAAAAAAUCCGAAAGUG